Molecule: messenger RNA, 1443 nt
Organism: Trypanosoma theileri
Lineage: Eukaryota; Euglenozoa; Kinetoplastea; Trypanosomatida; Trypanosomatidae
Product: folylpolyglutamate synthetase
Exons: 1
Coding region: 1-1443 (480 amino acids)
Biological process (GO): tetrahydrofolylpolyglutamate biosynthetic process
Cellular component (GO): cytoplasm; cytosol; mitochondrion
Molecular function (GO): ATP binding; tetrahydrofolylpolyglutamate synthase activity
Source: RefSeq, a predicted model, not a curated record
AUGAACUCUUUAUCCCCGUCUGCUGUUGGUCGAACCUUUGCGGAUGUAUUGCGUAGUAUAAAUAUAUUAACUGGUGGUAAACCCAAUCCCUGUCCAAACAAUUUGGAGGCGACAAUGUUAUUACUGGAUCGUCUUAAUAUGCGAGGCCAUAUGGAGAAACUGCGAUUUGUACAUGUGGCAGGCACCAAAGGGAAGGGAACAACUUCAGCAUAUACCUCUGCGUUAUUACAAUCAUAUGGAUUGAAGGUUGGACUCUUUACAUCACCUCAUAUUGUGGAUGUUCGAGAACGUAUUAUGGUGAAUAAUGCUCUUUUAUCAAAGGAAUUAUUUACGCGAUACUUUUUUGAAAUGCAAGAUCGCUAUACAGAACUUAUGAAUUCAGAAAGUCAACUCUCUCGUGAUAUUGCACAACGGUCUAACUUUUUUCGAUUUAUGUUUGUCCUUUCUCUACAUAUCUUUGUAGAAGAGGCUGUUGAUGUGGCCGUGAUGGAAGUUGGUAUGGGUGGACGUCUUGAUGCCACAAAUGCUAUUUCACCGGAUGUAUGCGUCAUUACAGCGUUGGGUCUUGAUCAUACAGAAAUUUUGGGGAAUAGUAUAGAAGAGAUUGCACUGGAAAAGGCUGGUAUUAUGAAACCUGGUGUGAUUUGUUACACUGCCCCACAAAAAGAUCAUCUUUCUACUAUUAAAGUACUUGAAAUGUAUGGACAUAAAGUAGGAGCUCCUGUGGUGGUAGUGGAUGAACAUACAUUACCCAUACGAAAUUGGCCUUCUCUUGCGAUUGGAGGUAGUCAUGCUAUUGAAGAUUCCAAAUUGGCGUUACUGGCAGCCAGACGUAUUGCUGGGAUUCUCCCUACUUUACCAUUAAGUGAAGUGGAACGUAAUGUAUUACAAACUAUGACUUUUGCAGGUCGUUCGCAAGUACUUCCAUUUGGUGGUGAAUCUAAUGUUAUUUUUUACUUGGAUGGAGCUCAUACGUAUGAAAGUCUACGGGAUUCUACCCAUUGGUUUAUGGAAGAGAGUUGCAGGGUUUCUGGUGAUCCUCAUCCACGAAGAAUACUUGUUUUCUACACCUCUCGCGAUCCUCAUUAUGUGUUAAAAGGAUUUAUGCCGUAUGUGAGUGGAUUUUGUAAAGUUAUUGUGGCUCAAAUAUUUAAUCCUCGAACUUCCACAGCCACUGCGGCAUUAACGGCAGAAGAAAGAGCAAAGAAAGAGAUGGUAUCUACUACCGAAUGCUGGAGGGAACUCUAUCGUGAAGUUCCUUGUAUAUCUUGUACAGGACCAUUUGAUUCAAUUCAGGAACUUAUUGAUUUAUGUAAUGUUACUGUAAAUGAGACGGAAGAUACCUCAAAAUCUCCGCAAAUAUUUAUUACAGGUUCUUUUUUCCUAGUUGCAGAUAUAAUGAAUUUGAUUAUCGCGAAGAAACAAACCUCAUCCUGUGAUUAG